Molecule: messenger RNA, 879 nt
Organism: Impatiens glandulifera
Lineage: Eukaryota; Viridiplantae; Streptophyta; Magnoliopsida; Ericales; Balsaminaceae
Exons: 1
Coding region: 1-879 (292 amino acids)
Source: RefSeq, a predicted model, not a curated record
AUGGAUUUUCCAACUUGCUUUGGCGAAAACGUAAUACAGGUUGCAAAUGCUUCAUGUUCCAGUUUGAAUAGAUCAUCGACUGAUGUUUCAUGUUCCAAUUUGAAUCAUAAUACAGUCAUAUGCGUCUAUAACUGCAAUGUACUUGGCUAUUCUUGUUUGGUCACCAUUACUUGGAGCAAGAACUUGAUGGGUCAGUUCUAUAUCCUUCAAAUUUCUGAUUUUUCCGGUAAAUCUCUUUCCAAAUCAAUUAUAAAGCUUUCCCUAUUCUCAAAACGAAAAGGGUUUAAAACUUUAGAGAUGAAUUCUAUCAAACUUGGUUUGUUUUGGGAUUUAUCAUCAGCCAAUUUCGGAUCAGGGCCUGAACCAAUUGAAGGGUUUUACUUAGCUUUAGUAUGUUACGGUGAAAUGGUUUUGAUAAUUGGUGAUAUGAAAAAAGAAGCAUUUGAGAAGACGGGUUCGAUCCUUUCCAUUGUAAAUGCGACGUUUGUUUCGAAAAGGGAGCAUAUAUUUGGGAAGAGAGCGUUUGGGACUAAGGUUAGGUUUCACGAUGAUGGUCCGAUUCAUGAACUUAUGAUCGAUUGCGAUACGGUUGAUAAUUCAAGGCUAGUGAUCUCACUUGAUUCUAACAUUGCUUUGAUUGUGAAGCGUUUACAGUGGAAGUUUCGGGGGAAUCAAACGAUUUCGAUUGAUGGUGCGGCGGUGGAGGUUUUCUGGGAUUUAUAUAAUUGGUUAUUUGGAACUGCGUUUGGGGAGGCGGUGUUUGUGUUUCAAACGUCGGCGCCGGAGGAGGAGAAGUUGCGGUGUUGCUCGGAGCAGAGCUUUCAGAAGUCUAAUAUUACAGGACUCGGUUUCUCGCUCGUCUUUUGUGCUUCGAAGUAA